CAUUGCAGAUCACUGAUUGGUCAAGAAGAAUUGUCACUACAAGCGUCAUUAAAUUUGCGACACCACACACCCGCAAGAUUCAAAUACGAAAAUAUUUAGCAACCGCAGUAUCGUUUGUUUGGACGGAUUUUAAAUGGCUGUAUCGUGGUGGUCAGUCGACGAGAUACAGACGUUCCUCUCGUUGUUGACAAAGGAGCGGAUCCAGCGAGAGCUAACUGGGGCGACGCGGAAUGAAAGAGUUUUCAAGGAAGUCGCUCAGCUCUUGGUUGCACACGGCUACCAGCGUACACACAAUCAGUGUAGGGAAAAGUUAAAAAAACUAAGAUGCCACUACAGAACCAUAAAGGACCACAACAGCCGGAGUGCUUCGAACAAAAAAACGUGGAAGUGGUUCGACCAAAUGGACGCUAUCUACGGAAGUAGACCGAGGAGCGAUGAGAGGGAGGGUGCCAUGGACCUGGACUCAUUCACGGCGGUCUUGGAGAACACGGUGAAGAAGGAGGAGGCAGCGUCCCCACCAGCACGACCGCAAACACCAACAACCCCCAAGACAAGCAUUAAACUGGAGCAUGUCAGCACAGAUUCAUCGCCUACAGUUGAUUCUUUAGCACUUUCUCCGAGCAGUGACGCCAUAACUUCCCAACUCGUGCUAGCAUUGUCGCCACCAGCACGAACGCCAACACCUCCCAGGACAAGCAUUAAACUGAAGCAUGCGAGCACUGGCAAGAAACGGAAACGGAGCCUGCAUCAGAAGCAUCUUGCUGUUUUAAGAGAGAUGCAGUUGGCUGAUACUCAAUUGCUGGAGCUGAGAGAGCGACAUUUCCAGAUGAUGAUCGAUGAGGCCCGGGAGAUGCGGGAGCAGGAAGCUGCCUUAAGGAGGGAGGAGAGUGCACAAAUGGCUGUGUUCAAUCAAGCCUUCCUCAACAUCAUGGAUAAGCUUGUACAGGUGAUGAGUGGCCAGCGAGAACAGACGAAAUGGACCCUGCACCACCAGGAUCACCUUGAUGUUUUAAAAGAGAUGCAGGCGACUGAUAGUCAACAGCAGGAACUGAACCGGGCUCAAAGAGAGCGUCAUUUCCAGAUGGAAAUCGAUGAGGCCCGGCAAAUGAGGGAGCAGGAAGCAGCCUUGAGAAAGGAGGAAAAUGCACAAAUGGCCGCAUCCAAUCAAGCCUUCCUCGGUGUCAUGGAGAAGCUUGUGCAGGCAAUAAGUGGCCAGCGAGAACAUAACUCUGUGCCAGAAUAAAAACCUGUCUCUUACAUACAAAUUUUUAAGUAAUUCUGCCCCGUGACAUGUUUUGCCGCAUCCCUCAUCCACCCCAUCACCUCAUUCUUAGCUGGUAUCUAUCCCAGUUAAAGAGAAGGGAAGCACUCUAGCUUCGGGCUAAAAUUCUGAGCUCGGGGCCCUCCCCUCGGAUGGUACGCCAAAUAAGCUUUAUCAUAUUUGAUUACAGGUUAAUGCAAAUUUGUGAACUCUAGAAAACAGUUUUAUACUAUAUACAUGUUUGCACAUUGUAUAAAGUUUGCUUAGCCAACAUUUUUAAGUUGUUGUAUUCAUAUAUUCCUUAUGUAUAUAUUAUGUAUAUUGCACUACAUACAUUUGCACAUUGGUUAAAGUUUGCCUUUGUGUUUUUCUUGAAUAAAAAUACACUGGUCAAACAUG
Messenger RNA from Misgurnus anguillicaudatus (oriental weatherfish), 1660 nucleotides. RefSeq lists its product as uncharacterized. The record is from RefSeq and is a predicted model, not a curated record. NCBI's taxonomy places the organism in Eukaryota, Metazoa, Chordata, Actinopteri, Cypriniformes, Cobitidae.